Messenger RNA from Arabidopsis lyrata subsp. lyrata, 863 nucleotides. Its product is annotated as TATA box-binding protein-associated factor RNA polymerase I subunit B. The record is from RefSeq and is a predicted model, not a curated record. Lineage: Eukaryota; Viridiplantae; Streptophyta; Magnoliopsida; Brassicales; Brassicaceae. Gene Ontology annotation, cellular component: RNA polymerase I core factor complex; RNA polymerase transcription factor SL1 complex. Gene Ontology annotation, biological process: RNA polymerase I preinitiation complex assembly; nucleolar large rRNA transcription by RNA polymerase I. Gene Ontology annotation, molecular function: RNA polymerase I core promoter sequence-specific DNA binding.
AUGAAAAGGAUCUUUUCAUAUUUAUUGCAUGGGAAAAACGAGAUCUUUGCUGGCUUAGAAGAAGCAUCAGCUGAUGACACAUACAGAACUGUUGAUAAUCUGUGGAAUAGUUACCCGAAAGACCAGGAAUUUGAACGGUUUGGGAUUCCAUCAAGAGACUGGGAAGACAAUGAUUUAUCACUUAACCAACUGUCCAUGAACGUCGGCCAGUUGAGGGACAGAAACAACCCUUGUAGCAGUCGUUCAAGAAAAAGCGAAACCGGGUCAACGGAUUGUGAUGAGCCAUCUUUGGAAAGUGUUUCAUCACCAGAUAAGCAUAAUCACGAAGAGAAAUCCAAGGAGAAAGUGAUAAGAAGACUAAUAACAGACAUGAGGGACAAUUUGUUCCAAUACAUACCGCCUCGAGUGAAGGUAAAGAGACUAGACUAUCUUCAAUAUGUGAGGAAAAAUGAUGAUGGAGCAUUGAUAUACGCGGCUCAUGCUGAUUACUACAUUCUUUUACGGGUUUGUGCUAUGGUCGCUGAGAUUGAUGCAAGGAAUAUGCAUAGAAGUGUGUUGAGCUUUGAGAGAAGAUUGGCUUGGAUCGAGAAAAAGAUAGAUCAUGUUUUGCAUCUAACUCCACUUUCUAUCCCUUUUUAAGAUACAAAGACACAUUUGGAUGAGUAGAGCUUAGUGAUCAAGUCUUUUCCUCCAGAUUUGGAUGUUUUGGAACUUUCUGAUUUGCAGCUGCUUUUGAUUUCAUAGGUUAACCUAUGUUAUAUAUAAAGAUAUAAUCAGAUUCACUGGAGGCUUCGAGAGAUUCGUCUACUUGGGUGCUAAGAAACAUUAGUUGCAGCGAUUAAUUAACAAAAAAUGACAUUUCA